UCAGACCAGGGCCUUAUACGUAUGCGGAUACAGAUACAGUUAAGGAUACAGUCUUUGGAACAGGGUGUCUGUGCUUGGGCGUAUGUAGGACAUUGGUCUGCGCGUUGCUGUCAUCCAGGGUGGUGUAGCCUGCGUGCAGAUUCAGGAUUAAUCAUGGCAUCAACAAGCAGUGGCAACAAGGCUCAGGAUCCUGAACCAGGCCUGGGACCUAUUGAAGAGAGAAUCAUGGAGCUGUGUCGUCAAUACCCCAAAGGCAUCUCCGAUAAAAUAAUACAGAACGACAACCCGCAGCUGGAACAGAAGGAACGAGUUUCUGCCGUCAAUAACCUCCUAGCUGCGGGGCACAUCGACCUUUUCAAGCAGGGCACGGAGUUGAUAUAUCGCCUGAAAGGCACUAGCAGGGCGAGAGGCGGAGAUGCAGAAGAGAAGAUUGUGUACGGAAUUAUAGAGGAGGCUGGUAACAAGGGAAUAUGGAUCCGAGACAUACGCUUCAAGUCGAAUCUGGGUAUGACGCAACUGAACAAGCUAUUGAAAAACAUGGAGGGGAAGAAGCUCAUCAAGUCGGUGACAUCAGUCGCGGCGUCCCGGAAGAAGGUGUACAUGCUGUACGACAUCGAGCCGGACCAGUCGGUGACGGGCGGCGCCUGGUACUCGGACCAGGACUUCGAGUCCGAGUUCGUCGAGGUGCUGAACCAGCAGUGCUACAAGUUCCUGCUCCAGCGCGCUGACCAGGCGCUGGCCAGCUCGGACGGCCCGAUGGCCGUGCGUAACCUCUCCUGCGCGUCCUCCAAGGAGAUCGCCAACUACAUUUCCGAGCUGGGCAUCAGCAAGGUGAGCUUAUCCGUGCCAGACAUCGAGAAGAUCCUCGACACGCUCAUCUACGAUGGGAAGGUGGAGCGGCGGCUGCAGGCAGGCAGCGGCUCGGAGGACCAGCUCAAGCUGUACCGCGCCACGCAGACGCUGCUGCCACCUGUCGGCCUCAUCAAAACCCCCUGCGGUAUAUGUCCGGUCAUCGACCAGUGUUCAGACGUCGGGUCAGUGACACCACAACUCUGCAUGUACCUGAAAGAAUGGCUGGAAUAAAGCCACGUUAUGA
Pollicipes pollicipes is the source of this 1096-nucleotide messenger RNA. Its product is annotated as DNA-directed RNA polymerase III subunit RPC6. The record is from RefSeq and is a predicted model, not a curated record. Bases 22 to 1083 code for a protein of 353 amino acids. NCBI's taxonomy places the organism in Eukaryota, Metazoa, Arthropoda, Thecostraca, Pollicipedomorpha, Pollicipedidae. Gene Ontology annotation, cellular component: RNA polymerase III complex. The transcript has 8 exons. Gene Ontology annotation, biological process: transcription by RNA polymerase III.